Messenger RNA from Penicillium salamii, 1398 nucleotides. Lineage: Eukaryota; Fungi; Ascomycota; Eurotiomycetes; Eurotiales; Aspergillaceae. The record is from the annotation of a GenBank genome assembly.
AUGGUUGAAGCCCCGGUAUACAAUGCAUCCACUCCAACAGGCGGUGAUCCGCUCAAAGUCGACGUGAACUCCCAGUACGCCGGAGUGGAGUGGAACUAUACCUACAUCAUCCUCUGCGCCUUUAUAGUAUGGCUCAUUAUUCCUGGGAUCGGACUCCUCUACAGCGGUCUCGCGAGAAGAAAGUCCGCCCUUGCAUUGCUCUUCCAGUCAUUCAUGGUCGUCGCUGUGACAACCUUCCAGUGGAUGUUCUGGGGAUAUUCACUCACCUACGCCCGGGAUGCAAGCCCGUUCAUUGGGACGCUGAAGAACUUUGGGCUGAGAAAUGUGAUGGUGGCACCUUCGCCUGGGUCUGGAGAUUUGCCCGAAAUUGUGUUCUGCUUUUACCAGCUGCUAUUUUGCGCAUGCACAGUUAUGAUCGUCGUCGGCGGAGCAUUUGAACGAGGAAACAUCAUCCCUUCGCUGAUAUUCAGUUUCUGCUGGGCGACCGUGGUAUAUUGUCCACUAGCUUGUUGGACCUGGAACAGCAACGGGUGGCUAUAUAAUCUCCCCUCUUUGGAUUUUGCUGGCGGUGGCCCCGUUCACAUUGCAUCUGGAUGGUCGGCUUUGGCUUAUGCUUUUGUGCUUGGGAAAAGGAAGCACAUUGAUCAACCCUCCCAUGCAAAGCCUCACAACACCACGCUAGUCUUCCUGGGAACUGCAUUUAUCUGGUUCGGGUGGCUUGGGUUCAAUGGCGGCUCUACUCUCAACGCCAGCGUGCGUGCAAUGUUAGUAGUAUUCAACACCAACACAGCAGCCUGCGCUGGAGUGCUUGGAUGGGUAUUGAUAGACUACAUCAAGCAUCGCGGCAAAUUCUCGGUGGUAGGAGCUUGCGAAGGUGCGAUUGCGGGGCUAGUUGGCAUCACCCCAGCCGCGGGAUUUGUCUCCGUCUGGCUCGCGGCCGUCAUCGGGGUCAUCACGGGCGUGGUUUGCGCACUUCUCCAAGACAUCAACAAAUGGUUGCACAUCGACGAGGGGAUGGAUGUAUUCAAGCUUCACGGUAUCGGGGGUAUGGUUGGGGCCUUGUUGACAGGGAUUUUUGCCUCGGGGUCCAUCGCGGCUCUAGACGGGGUGACUGAGGCCGCGGGUGGCAUUGACGGGAACGGGGUCCAGGUGGGGAAACAAUUGGCGGAGGUUUGUGCGAUCUCCGCGUACGCAUUCACGGUCUCGUGUAUCUUGCUUUACAUUUUGAAGUUUAUCCCGGGGAUGCAGCUGCGCGUGCAUGAGGAGGCGGAAAUGGUUGGCUUAGACCGCGCGCAGUUUAUCGAUGAGCAGAUCGGGGAACGGGCGUUGUUGGACGAUCUUUGCGGGUCGGGUGGGAGCGUCUUGGGGGAGGUGGUUGGUCCAGACGCCAAGGAAUAG